AUGGACGCUCCAACCGAUCCCAACGAUGCCUCACCUCCAUUCUUAUCUCAUGACGUUCAACGGCCGGAGCGUUCUACCUGCAGUAAGGGCACAAUAGAUCAUAAGGAAUGCUGGUCAAUUAUCAACGAUGAAGGUACGCAGUUGAACCAGUUGAUGAAUUUGGCGCUGCACUUUCUUUCAACAUGCAGUAACGAAACACUGCUUCUUGUUCUCGCUUGCUUGGUGGGAGCUACAUAUAUCAUCCUGGGGAGACUUGGACUACUUCUCAUUGGCGCGACGCUUGGUGCCGCAUUACAUGCAUCAUGGGAUGGAGGGGUAAAUAAUCAUCUAUCGAAAACCCAACAUCCCGCCAAAAAACAGCUCUCUUUGAGUAUAGUUCACAAGCUACUCGACUGGGAGAGGUCCAAAUCCGUUGAAACCGGCGAAAAUCACUAUGAUGCUAGGGAACCCACAAAGGAGGGCGCCUCGGAUGCCGUUGAUAUUUCCGCUGUAGGGCCCAUUACGGCCACCGUUCUGCACUCAUUAAUCGACGCGGCAAUGCGAGAUUAUGUGAACCACUGGUAUGAGCCGCUUAUUCCGAACGAGUCGACGUUCCCGACCUCUUGCCGGGGCGUACUGACAAGUUUCGUCGCCUCCAUCGCCUCCCACCUCUGCCGUAAACGAGCGGUUGAUACUUUUCUAGAAUUUCUCACCAACUCAUCUUCCAUCAUCAUCGUGUUUUUGAGUGAGCUCUGUGUCGCGUUUGAAACUGCUGGCUCUACCGUCACGGCUGAGGAUGCCGUGCUGCAGUAUCUUGAGUCGAACCCGGACAGCAGUCUCUCGAGCCUCUUAGCGCAUCAGCAACAACAUCAAAAACUAGUAACAAUCUCGGAUGAUAUUCUCUCCAGAUUCCUGGAUUCGGAUGCAUACAACUGUAUCCCGGUUCGGAACUUCUUGCGCGAAGUUCUGACGGGGAUUGCCUUUGAGUCAACAAUCACUAGUAUGUCACGGCCUGAAGUUAUAAACGGCUGGAUUACAUAUAUAUUCAGCGAGGGCGAAUCCGAGAUAAUGAGUGCAAUUGACGCUGGCGUCGAGGGAGCCCGCAACCAUGGCGUAGCAACGGUCGAAAUCUCGGGCGAGAAGUCAUUUCCCACUUCAACUUCUACGAGAGAAAACGUUACAGAAGGCAAUCCUUCUCCUGGGCAGGCACGCAACAAAGUAGACCGAGCAACGGAAGACGCUAUGCUGGAAACCAAACGCCUGAGCGCUAUGAUUGCGGCACAAAACAUACCGGAGUAUUCCGAGAAGACGAUACAAGAUGAAGUAUGCGAAGAACGUAAUACCGGAGAUCGUGAUAAUACAGAUGUCCCUACAGGCGCUGGGAGUCCUCUGGGAGAACAGCUGGAUAUGAAAGGGACCGAGCAGGUUCAAUAUGCACAAGUGAUCAAGUCCAGUGGACUGGGUGACUCUCUCACCUCGCCUUCCUUGCAGCCUGGGGAGGUUUCCGCAGGCUCAUUUAUGGGUAGUACCGAUGCCUCAUCGACUUUCAGCCUUUACCGUGCUCUCAUCACGGUUGACGAUGGCUGCGAUUCCGGGGAUAAGGCCGUGUUGCGAUCAAAGCCUACGUUGGACUACUUGAUCCAAGUUGAGCCGCAUUCUGAACGCUCUGGUGGAUGGAUGGUUUUCAAGAAAUAUGCGGAUUUUGAGGCCAUCCACGAGACAUUACUAACAAUAGCGCGAUUGAAUCAACUAAUCUUUAAGGACUCUCAUCCGCUCGUGCCGCCUUGGAAAGGACGGACACGCCAAGCUCUAGGACGGGAUUUGGAACGAUAUCUCCAGGAAGCCGUUCAGCUGGGGCCCCUUGCAGAUAGUGUGACGAUGAGGCGAUUUCUUGAAAAGGAUGGCGGUCUCAGUGCUGAGGCCGCAGACCCGUCUCUGAAACCCGGCUUUCUUUUCCCAGGCCAAGCCGCGUUUGAGAAUGUUGGCAAGGGUGUCUUGGGCGUACUAACACAUGCCCCCAGGGGAGUUUCUGGGAGUGGCAAGGCUGUUCUUGAUGGUGUCACUGGUGUUUUUGGCGGAAGCCUCAACAGAAAACUACCAAGUGGCCGGGGAGCAGGCGGUGAUGACAAGGGAGGCCACAGUGUUCCACAAAAAUAUGCUCCUCUUUUGAAGGAAGGAAGCCAACAGGAUAUCGAGAGGUUCAAGGUCAGCAAUGAUACAACGAGCGGCGAAUUGCCGUCCCAAUUGUUGGAGCUCAGCAAUACAGGUGGCCUUGCAUCACCCAGUGAGAGUGCAUCUCUUACGGAACCAUCCGAUACUCCUGUACCCACUCCCGAAUCUGAGAGGAAUAGCGCUGAUGAGGCUGAAGGUCGAGUCUUAUUCAGCUCCGCUUCGGCCAUAGAAAGCAAAGUCACAUCAACCAGUUUCUUAGAGGGAGAAAAUGACACCAAUGACAAUACUCUCAUGGGGAACAGAAAGUCCACAGACUUACAGGCCAGGCUGGAGAGUGGAAGCAGUCCUAUAACGGAAGAUGAGACGCGAAUGGCAGUCGAGCUUAUAUUUGCUCUUAUAAAUGAAUUAUAUUCAUUAUCAUCCGCUUGGAAUAUACGCCGAACAUUGUUGAACGCGGCAAAAUCAUAUAUUCUUCGACCAGGAAAUCCGAACCUAGAAACAGUUCGAGGUCUACUGCAGGAGUCUAUGAUUGACUGUUAUACUAAUGAUGAUGCUCUUGGAGCGUAUCUGGCUAAACUCAGAAAGAAUGUCCUGCCAACCGCAGAGGAACUCAAGUCAUGGCCACCUGCUCAAUCUGAUGCAGAAAAAGAGCGUCAGCGGGAGGCUGCUCGACGGACUCUGGUCCAAAAAGGGCUUCCGCAAGCUAUAACGAGUGUCAUGGGCGCGGCGGCUACCCGGGAAGCUCUUGGUAGAGUUUUUGACAGCCUUCAAGUGGAUAUUGUUGCGAGAGGGUUUGUUUUCGCAGUCCUUUUGCAGGCACUAAGGGCUAUGAUCCUUUAG
Messenger RNA from Aspergillus mulundensis, 2991 nucleotides. Its product is annotated as PX domain protein. Gene Ontology annotation, cellular component: intracellular membrane-bounded organelle. Gene Ontology annotation, molecular function: phosphatidylinositol binding. Bases 1 to 2991 code for a protein of 996 amino acids. Lineage: Eukaryota; Fungi; Ascomycota; Eurotiomycetes; Eurotiales; Aspergillaceae. The transcript has 2 exons. The record is from RefSeq and is a predicted model, not a curated record.